This is a messenger RNA of Phymastichus coffea, 2646 nucleotides long. It is a transcript of the gene mof, whose product is annotated as histone acetyltransferase KAT8-like. Bases 436 to 1962 code for a protein of 508 amino acids. The record is from RefSeq and is a predicted model, not a curated record. Lineage: Eukaryota; Metazoa; Arthropoda; Insecta; Hymenoptera; Eulophidae. Gene Ontology annotation, molecular function: histone acetyltransferase activity. Gene Ontology annotation, biological process: regulation of DNA-templated transcription. The transcript is spliced from 7 exons.
GUUGCCAGUAGGUAAACUUAGCCGCUGCUGGUUAGGCGCUUGUUUGUUUGCCUCGUGCGUUAAAAAGUAAAUUGAACGAGGGUUUUGAUUGAUUACAACCUAUUGUAAGCAUUGCGGAACAUUCGACAAUCGACGUGUUUACAGGUUGUUUUCGUCGAUUUUCAUCGCAAAUAACGUUGCAAAAAGAAUUGCAACAAACUACGUGUUACAUCAACAUUCCAUCUGUAUUUUAAGACAAAAACGACACUGCGCCACUGUAGAGCGAGACGAGCCUCCGUCAAGCCUUCUGAUAGAGUGAAAAAGUCAGAGAAAGAGAGAGAGAGAAACAAAGAGGCGGGAAAACUUGCAGGAAAGCCAGAGGCGGAAUUUCACCGAUAGAACGCAUAGUGCUUGGGAGUGUGCCGGUUGUGUGCCCGUGUGUUGUGGGGCGGCUGCAUGAGUCCCGCGCUGAGCUCUCGAAAUUGCGGCAGUAGCGAGUGGCGCGUCGCUGCGGCGAGUAGUGCGCGGUUCGAUAUCCGGGAAAUGGCUGAAUACCACCACCACCAUCAUCUACGAGGUAGCAGCAACAAGGCGGCUGCAACUAAUGACGCUUCAUCAAGCGCCGUCACCACCACCACCUCGACUACGCCAGCUUCGUCAUUGCCAUCGUCGCCGCAGCACUCUAUCAAGAAUGAGAUGACGAAUGGUGGUGGUGGCAAAGGCUCAGGCGACGAUGCCGACAGCACCGAGGAAAUGCCACUUGAUAUUGGCGAGCACUACCUCGUGCGUAGAUCCGACGACACUUGGCAUCCAGCUGAAGUGAUCCAAACUCGUUUUAAUGAGAUGGAAAACCAUUAUGAAUAUUAUGUUCAUUAUGAGGGUUAUAACAGACGAUUAGAUGAAUGGGUACCUCGAGAUAGAAUCAUGUCCAGCAGGUUUGAUAUGAGUGAUCGAUCAUGGAAAAAUGGUGACAGGAAUCAAAGUAUUGAUCUAUUGGCUGAUUCAUCUGAUAGAAAAAUAACCAGGAAUCAAAAAAGAAGACACGAUGAGAUAAACCACGUACAAAAAACCUAUGCAGAAAUGGAUCCUACAACUGCAGCUUUAGAAAAAGAGCAUGAAGCUAUUACAAAAGUAAAAUACAUUGAUAGGAUACAAAUAGGCAAGUAUGAAAUUGAUACAUGGUACUUUAGUCCUUAUCCAGAAGAGUAUGGUAAACAACCAAAAUUAUGGAUUUGUGAAUAUUGCUUGAAGUACAUGAGAUUAGAGAAAACAUACAGAUACCACAUGAGUGAAUGUACUCAUAGGCAACCUAUGGGUAAAGAAAUUUAUCGAAAAGGAACUCUAAGUAUCUGGGAAGUUGAUGGUAAAGAGCAUAAAAUUUAUUGCCAGAAUCUUUGUCUCUUGGCAAAAUUAUUUUUGGAUCACAAAACACUUUAUUUUGAUGUUGAGCCAUUUUUAUUUUACAUCUUGUGUGAAGUUGACAAACAUGGAGCUCAUCUUGUUGGCUAUUUUUCAAAGGAAAAAGAAUCUCCUGAUGGUAACAAUGUAGCUUGCAUCUUAACAUUGCCUCCUUUCCAAAGACAAGGAUACGGUAAGCUUUUAAUAGCCUUCAGUUAUGAAUUAAGCAGAAUUGAACAAACUGUAGGAAGUCCUGAAAAGCCACUCAGUGACUUAGGUAAAUUAUCCUAUCGAAGUUAUUGGAGUUGGGUUUUACUAGAAAUUCUUAGAGACUUCAGAGGAACAUUGAGUAUCAAAGAUUUAAGUCAAAUGACUAGUAUUUCACAGACUGACAUUAUUUCUACAUUGCAAAGUAUGAAUAUGGUAAAAUAUUGGAAAGGACAACAUGUAAUAUGUGUCACACCAAAAUUAGUGGAAGAACACAUCAAAAGUAGUCAGUACAAGAGGCCGAGGUUGACGGUAGACAGCAGUGCUUUGCGAUGGGGAGCUCCACCUCGAAAAAAUGUAAAGCCAGGAAAGAAGUGAAGAAACUACGAUUUUCGGACAUUUUUACUGAAAUUUGUAUUCCUUAAUCAUAGUUUGGGUAUGAUCGUACCAUGUAUCAAUGUACUAUUCAUGGCUGUUACACGUUUAUAAGAGUGACAAACUCAGAGUAACUUUAAUUCAAAAUCAAGUACUUUUAUGUCAUGAUUUUUGCUUUUUCUCAGUGAUAAGUACCUAAGUGUUAUUUUUAAAGCAAGCACAAAUCAUGGUUUAUUACAAAGAACAGAUAUAAAUCGUAGAUUUACAGUGAGAUGUUUCGGAAAUUUUUUUUUUCAGCAGUAUUAAGAGCAUUAAGUAAGUUUUAUGUGAAGCAAAAGAAAUAAAACGAAUUUUGCCAAUUUGGAAUUCGUUUAUAUCACUUCAUAUGAAAAUCUUGAUUUUUUUUACUUUUUAAACUGUCAAUUAUGUAAUUUAUGAUUCAAGCAAAUUGCGAUUUUUUAAAUAUUAAUUUAAUUCUUUUAGUAUUGUAAAUAGAUAUUAAACGAUUCUGAUAGGCUGUCAAAACUGCUUGUAUUGCUGAUGAUUUCGAUGUAUCUUUAGCCAUUUUAGCAACAUAGAAGUGUCAGACAUUGUAUAUAUUCUGCAAAAUGCGUGUUUAUAGUUGUGAAUAACUUUCUUUUUUAUAAACAAACAAAAAAUUUUGAUGAAAUCAUUUCCAAAUUAUUU